Messenger RNA from Trichechus manatus latirostris (Florida manatee), 1056 nucleotides. It is a transcript of the gene GNAT1, whose product is annotated as G protein subunit alpha transducin 1. Gene Ontology annotation, biological process: adenylate cyclase-modulating G protein-coupled receptor signaling pathway. Gene Ontology annotation, cellular component: heterotrimeric G-protein complex. The record is from RefSeq and is a predicted model, not a curated record. Lineage: Eukaryota; Metazoa; Chordata; Mammalia; Sirenia; Trichechidae. The transcript is spliced from 8 exons. The coding region runs from base 4 to 1056 and encodes 350 amino acids. Gene Ontology annotation, molecular function: GTPase activity; GTP binding; G-protein beta/gamma-subunit complex binding.
ACCAUGGGGGCUGGAGCCAGUGCUGAAGAGAAGCACUCAAGGGAGCUGGAAAAGAAGCUAAAAGAGGAUGCUGAGAAGGAUGCUCGAACCGUGAAGCUGCUGCUUCUGGGUGCUGGUGAGUCCGGGAAGAGUACCAUUGUCAAGCAAAUGAAGAUUAUUCACCAGGACGGGUACUCGUUGGAAGAGUGCCUAGAGUUCGUUGCCAUCAUCUACGGCAACACGCUGCAGUCCAUGCUGGCCAUCGUGCGUGCCAUGACCACACUCAACAUCCAGUAUGGAGACUCUGCGCGCCAGGACGACGCUCGGAAGCUGAUGCACAUGGCCGACACCAUCGAGGAGGGCACGAUGCCCAAGGAGAUGUCGGACAUCAUCCAGCGGCUAUGGAAGGACUCGGGUAUCCAGGCCUGCUUCGAGCGGGCCUCGGAGUACCAGCUCAACGACUCGGCUGGCUACUACCUCUCCGACCUGGAGCGCCUGGUAACCCCGGGCUACGUUCCCACUGAGCAGGACGUGCUGCGCUCACGAGUCAAGACCACCGGUAUCAUAGAGACGCAGUUCUCCUUCAAGGAUCUCAACUUCCGGAUGUUCGACGUGGGCGGGCAACGCUCGGAGCGCAAGAAGUGGAUCCACUGCUUCGAGGGCGUGACCUGCAUUAUCUUCAUAGCGGCGCUAAGCGCCUACGACAUGGUGCUGGUGGAGGACGACGAAGUGAACCGCAUGCACGAGAGCCUGCACCUGUUCAACAGCAUCUGCAACCACCGCUACUUCGCCACCACGUCCAUCGUGCUCUUCCUCAACAAGAAGGACGUAUUCUCCGAGAAGAUCAAAAAGGCUCACCUUAGUAUCUGCUUCCCGGACUACGACGGGCCCAACACGUAUGAGGACGCGGGCAACUACAUCAAGGUGCAGUUCCUCGAGCUCAACAUGCGGCGAGACGUGAAGGAGAUCUACUCCCACAUGACAUGCGCCACCGACACGCAGAACGUCAAGUUCGUCUUCGACGCUGUCACCGACAUCAUCAUCAAAGAGAACCUCAAAGACUGCGGUCUCUUCUGA